This is a messenger RNA of Trichoderma asperellum CBS 433.97, 1827 nucleotides long. RefSeq lists its product as uncharacterized. NCBI's taxonomy places the organism in Eukaryota, Fungi, Ascomycota, Sordariomycetes, Hypocreales, Hypocreaceae. The record is from RefSeq and is a predicted model, not a curated record.
AUGGUUGAGAAGCCCCAUAUUCGUAUUGGCAAUGUUUCAGGCGCAACGGGCGACCAUCCACACGCCAUGGCGCGCAUGGUUCGCUCGGGCAAUGUUCAUGUAAUCACCGGUGACUGGCUGUCCGAGAUGAACAUUGCCUGGAAUGCCAUCACGAAGCAGGAAGUAGACGAGACUCUUGGAUACGAGGAUGGCUUCUAUCAGCAGCUUGAAGAAUGUAUCGACGACAUUGUUGCAAAGGACAUUCGCGUUGUGACCAAUGCGGGUGCUCUCAAUGUCCUCAGCUUAUACAACAAAGUAAAGCGUCUCUGCGAGCAACGGGGACACCAAAACUGUGUCGUUGCAGCCGUACUUGGAGAUGACAUUACAGACUUGCUUGUGGAUAAAGCUUCAGGCAAGAAAAACACUGGCUUCAAACAUUUGGACCAUCCCGAAAUGUCACUUGAUGACUGGGAGUUUGCGCCCUGCUCUGGAAAUGCCUACAUUGGCAGCUGGGGCAUAACCGCAGCUCUUCGGGCUGGUGCCAACAUUGUCCUUUGUGGAAGAUGCACCGAUGCUUCGCCAGUUAUGGGAGUUGCUGCAUGGUAUUAUGGAUGGAAAGAAGACAGCUUUGACGAACUAGCAGGGUCACUACUGGCCGCUCACUUGAUUGAGUGCGGCCCAUACGUUGUUGGCGCGAAUUUCUCAGGCUUUAAAGAUUUUCUCUCUGAUCUCGUUGAUCUGGCAUUCCCCGUUGCUGAGAUUGAUCCUCAAGGGGGCAGUGUUAUUACGCGAACUGCAGAGGGAGGGGGCCAUGUAACAGAGGGCACCGUAACUGCACAGCUCCUCUAUGAGCUCCAGGGUCACCUAUACUUGAACCCAGAUGUCGUUGCAGAUUUAUCUACUGUCUCAGUCAAGCAACAGGGACCAGACCGUGUGAGAGUGACAGGGGUCAAAGGCCUGCCUCCACCGGCUACCACAAAGGCCAUGAUUGCAGGCAAGGGAGGCUACCAGGCAGAGGCAACUUUCUACAUUAAUGGCCUUGAUGUGGCGGAAAAGGCUAUAAUGAUGAAGAACCAGCUGUCUCAUAUUUUCCAAGACAGUCGAUUCAGUAAACUCAGCAUCGAACUGUAUGGAACGCAAGCUGAGAAUCCAUCAUCCCAGCAAGCCGGUACUGUGUCAUUGAGAGUCUUUGCACAGGCUCGAAAGAAGGAAGACAUUGAUGAACUGCGGUUUAAAAUCCCCUUGUAUGCAUUGCGGAUGCAGAGUUACCCCGGCUAUCACAUGAAUCUCGAUUUCCGGACCAUGGCGCCGCGGCCCUUUAUGGAAAUGUUUCCAGCGCUGAUGCCGGUCUCGCUGAUAGAUCACCGCGUCCAGAUAAGCACUGGGGCCGUCAUAAAGGUCGAGCAGCCCAAGGUUACAGCGACGUAUCCCAUUGUACGGCCAUCAGCAGAUACGGCAGAGCCCGUGGAUCUCUUGUCGUUUGGUCCAACAGAGUUUGCGCCUCUCGGCAGCAUCGUCCACGCACGAUCAGGAGACAAAGGCGAUAAUUCCAAUGUAGGAUUCUUUGUUCGCGAUGCUUCGGAGUAUCCGUGGCUGAGGACUCUUUUGAGCGUCGACAAGCUCAAGCAGUUGCUGGGAGAUGACUGGCAUAGCGGUGACCCGAAGAGGAGGGUUGAGCGAAUAGAGUUUCCCACCAUCAAUGCCGUGCACUUCCGGAUACUUGAUAACCUCAACGGAGGCAUUGCAUCAUCGGAUAGGAUCGAUGGACUUGGCAAAGGCGUUGCAGAGUAUUUGCGUAGCAAGUAUGUGGACAUACCAAAGAUAUUCUUAGAAAGAGGUCGCAUAUAA